AGAUUGAUAUUCCGAGAGAGAGAUAACUAAAUCAGUGACAUCUCAAUGUGAUAGGCAUACUUCAUACUACAUGCUCUUUCUUGUCUCCAAACCAAUAAACCCAUUGGAGCGGUCUAGCACUUCACUUCAAUCUCAAGGGAAUAGGAAUUUCUUACAUUAACCCACCCAGUAACGUGUCUUGGCAAAAAAGCACUGAGUUCAAACACAGGCAAAAGAUCUCACUGCUGUGCUGCACUGACGACCUCCAAAGUCUCUUAUAGCAGAAAUUUUUCAUCGGUUUAAAAAUGAAGAUAAUAUUGGUGGCGAUUUUAGUAGCUUUGUGUGGUGUGGUCGUAUUCUGCGACGAAGGGAGCAAUCUUGGUGCGAAAGGCACUACAACUGCCCAACCACGAUUUUCAAAGAAUUCCUGUGACAAAUGCGCGUGUGGAAUGCCUGGUAUUCCAGGAACGCAUGGAAUGCCGGGGACCCCUGGUCAACCGGGGAGCAUUGGUAGAGAUGGGCCUAAAGGAGAUAAAGGCAACCAAGGCAGAAGAGGACCUUUUGGUCCCGUAGGACCCAAAGGACAAACAGGCCUUCCUGGAAAACCAGGAGAGGAAGGAAAACCAGGAUUUCCUGGUAAAACUGGUCCUAGAGGAAAACCGGGAUUUCCAGGAACUCCUGGCCUAAAAGGUGAAAUUGGUUUGCCAGGUAUAGACACGACUGAGAUACGUAACUGGAGGCAGUGUGUUUGGAAUAGAAAUGACGACACCGACACUGGAAAGAUCCAGGAGUGCAUAUUCAUGAAGAAGCAACAGAACACUGCACUGAGGGUCAUUUUCCAAGGUAACCUCCAGGUUUACGGCGCCAACAGCUGCCGACGUUGGUACUUCAAGUUCAACGACCACGAAUGCUCAUCGCCUGCGCCUAUUGAAGCUGUGUUCCGUUACAAUCUGGAGAGGACUUUCCAUAUCCAAACUCAUCGAUCUAUUGAGGGUUACUGUACAAUCCCCAAAGGAGUAGUACGAGUUGGACUGUGGGUUGGCGCAUGCGCAGGCUCUAGUCCAGCUGGAAACGCAAACACUGGUUUUCAGUCAGUGUCAAGGAUCAUUGUGGAAGAGGUCCCGCCUUCACAGUAAUGUAGAAAAUCUUAGAAAGUGCGUAAAGCUGAGACAGAAUCCAUUGCUAUGCAUGUAAUCUAGUUUCAGAAUAUUUUUGUUUUUCGUUUAAAGCCUGUCAGCCAAAGGUCCAGUCUUAAAAGAAAACUUUUGAAAUGAAGAGAAUAAUAAUUGUAUAAAAACCACUCAAUCACGACAAAUAACAAAAAUAUACUCGAAAGCAUUUAUAGUACAAUCUUAUAUUUUCCGCUCAUUAGCUCUUGUUUUCCGACUUGGUAACACAAAUGGUAACCAAUUUGCAAGCUAGUUCACUAAUCCCCUAGCUCAUGAAUUAUGCUCUACUGGAAUUCCUCAGGGAACUACCUUUGGUCCAUUUUUGUGAUCCCGUACUAUGACAAAGAUAUUCUGCUCUCUUACGAUUGUAAUACAUUAGUACAUUAUAUACUGGUGCAGAAGUACAGAAAUAUCGGCCAUGUUUUUAAUACGCUAUACACAUUUAUAUGAAUAGCAACGUUUUAAAGGAUGGAACUGAAACAAAUUAGGAAUGGGGCUUUAACUAGGAAUUGGACAAUCUUUCGUUGAAUUUCUCUUAAAGUAGGCAACCAUAAGUUUCCUUUUUACUUAACACAAAUUAUAUGACUUUUAAACGGGGUUACGAGUGCUUCUCUCCCUUUCCCCCUGGGGAAAAUAUUUACAGGAAGUCACUAGUGUAUUAUUUCCCAUUUUCUCACAGAAAAAAAAAAACAACAUUUA
Molecule: messenger RNA, 1847 nt
Organism: Actinia tenebrosa (Australian red waratah sea anemone)
Lineage: Eukaryota; Metazoa; Cnidaria; Anthozoa; Actiniaria; Actiniidae
Source: RefSeq, a predicted model, not a curated record